This is a messenger RNA of Girardinichthys multiradiatus, 2507 nucleotides long. RefSeq lists its product as uncharacterized. The record is from RefSeq and is a predicted model, not a curated record. NCBI's taxonomy places the organism in Eukaryota, Metazoa, Chordata, Actinopteri, Cyprinodontiformes, Goodeidae. The transcript has a single exon. Gene Ontology annotation, molecular function: GTP binding. Bases 328 to 1791 code for a protein of 487 amino acids.
GUCACAGCAUUCUUCAUUUUGUCAAGUUCACUGACAACAACUCUGUUGGUCAUUGUUACUGUAACACUUUGGUUACAUUGGUUCAACAUCCUUCCACUGAAACAUUUAUUCAUAUUAACUUCAGAUUUUUACCAGUCAGUCACUGUGGGACUAAAUCAGACCUGCAUUGAUUCAAAGCCAGGAGCUAAACGACUGGCUGAAGUCGUUAAAGGAAAAAGCACUCUGCUUACAUCACAAACAGGCCAUCUCCCGCUUUACAAAAUUGCACUGGAAGAAAAACAAAUCAGCAUUAAAGGGUGCAAAAGUUUCAGUUUUGGAGAGAAAUCCAUGAACUGUAACCGAAACAUCCUGGUUCUUGGAGCCACAGGUGCUGGGAAGUCCACUGUCAUUAAUGCGAUGAUAAAUUACGUUCUAGGUGUUAGAUGGGAGGACUCGUUUCGGUUUAAGUUAGUGGACGAAAGUCAAACAAAAUCACAAGUUCACAAUCAGACACCAGAAAUCACCGUGUACAAACUCUACCACCAGGAGGGUUUCAGAGUAAAUUACUCACUGACUAUUGUGGACACUCCAGGCUUUGGAGACACCGGAGGCAUAGACAGAGACAAGGACAUCACAGAACAGCUGCGUAACCUCUUCGCUGAUCAGGAAGGUGUCGGUGAAAUUGAUGCCGUGUGUUUUGUAGUUCAGGCCAAUAUAACUGAACUGACAUCAACACAAACAUACGUGUUUGAUUCAGCACUCUCAAUCUUUGGCAAAGAUGUAGCAGAAAACAUCAGGGUCCUGGUGACGUAUGCAGACGAGCAGCAGCAACCAGUUCUAGAAGCCAUCAGAGUGUCUGGUGUCCCAUGUCCUAAAAGUAAUGAUGGUCUCCCAGUUCACUUCAGAUUUAAUAACUCAGUGCUGUUUGCUGACAACAAAUCCUCAGUGAUAAGACGCAUGAUUCGGCUCAACGAAGAGAAAACUUUUGAGUUUUGGAACAUGGGGACAAAGAGCAUGGCCGGUUUCUUUGCUAGUCUAAAUUACGUCAGAACCAUAAGGUUGACAAUGACCAGUCAGGUCCUGAAAGAAAGAAAGCAUCUGGAAAGUACAGCUGAGGAGCUGCAGAAGCAGGUUAAACUCGGCUUGGCCAAGCUGCAGGAUAUUAGGGAGACCAAUGAAAAACUCCAAGAGCACGAAGCAGAGAUCAGGAAAAAUGAGGACUUUGAGUUUCACGUCACUUUGGAAAAAGUUGAGCAAGUUGAUAUUUCUCACACUGGACAGUACAUCACCAACUGUCUGCAGUGUCAUGUUACCUGUCACUAUCCUUGUGUUAUACCUAAUGAUGAUGGUAAAAGAAGAUGUUCUGCAAUGGGGCAGGACGGUUACUGUACAGUGUGUCCAGGGAAAUGUUUUUGGAAUGUGCAUUCUAACCAGAGCUUCAAAUGGGAAUAUCUAGAAAUUCAUGAAAAAAGAACAGUGAAGGAGCUGAAAGAAAAAUACGAGAAGGCCUGCGGGCAGAAGGUGACUUUGGAGGAGCUGAUUAAAAACCUGCUGUCUGAUUAUAAAUCUAUGCAGGAUGAUGUGGUGAAACUGAUCGCAGAGGCUGCAAAGUGUCUGAACAGACUGAAGGAAAUAGCCCUGAACCCAAAUCCCCUUACCACUCCAGAAUAUAUUGACAUGCUCAUUAAAGGAGAGCAACAGGAGUCUAAACCAGGCUGGAAGGAACGAGUUCAGGCUCUGAUGAAAAUGAAAGAAAAGGCACAGAUCAUAGCUAAAAUAGAGAAGGGAGAGGAGAUCCUGGCUCAUCAGUGAUCUGCUGAUGCCUUCAGAACAAAUCUAAACUCCAGCUCAGACAAGAUUGUUGAAAAACCAACAGUGAUAAAGACAAACUACCAGUUUAACAAAACCUUCAAGUUGGAGCAUAUAUAAAGCUGUUACAGUUUGCUUGACUCACUUCUCAUUCACCAGUUUAUUCUUAGGGCAUUUUAAACAAAUUCCUGCUAAUUUUCUGACUGAACAGUCUAUAACUAACCUAUAACAUCCUCUGUAUGCAAUGUUGGAGCCAGUUGGCCUAAACGUUAACAUGAUUUUGUCUCAAAAGAUGAAUUGGUCAGUCACAUAAACUGUAGUGGCUUCAUGCGUUCUGUCCGCCGAGAGGAUUCAUUUGAUUUUUGGUUUAAUCGCAUAGAGCAAAGAAAGUGGGACAACACAUUUAAUUUAAGAAGGGAUGAAAAAGAUACCUUUUGUUUUUAUCUGCUUUUCUUUUUUGCUUAUUGUUUCGGUUUAAGUAAUUUUAGGGUAAUCUGUGUCUUUUUAGAGAACCCAAAAGCCUUAUUUUGUUAAUAUGGGCAAUUUAAUGUUUUAUUUUAUCAUUUAUCUUUAGGGUUUCUUAAUGUUUUAUGUUUUAAGAUUUUUUAAAUGUUAAGUUUAAGCAAAUAUAACUUUUAUAAAACACGUGAUGUGAACUGCACUGCAAUUUACUGUGUUGAUAGAAAAUAUAUUGUAAUAAAUAAAAUAUAUAUAUAUUC